CCCAGGCGACCUAAUGAGUCCAUUGACCUGUGCGCGCUGCGCGCGGACGAGCGCUUCAGAGCGGAAGGCGGGCGGACAAGUGAGCGCAUGUGCACACAUGACACGGAGCCUUUCUCGAAUGAUUGGUUGGGCAUAAUGGCGUCCACGUGCAUCCAGGAGUAGCCAUAUUUAAGGUCAGAUACCUUGAGAGGAAAGUCCGAGUGGCCGCGCGUAUUCUGUGAGUAUAAUCGGUUGGUUGGGAGUAGCGGGGGAGAGGGGAGGACGACGAGGAGGAGGAAGGGGGGGAGACGACGAGAGGGACGAACGAGCUUUCAUCGACGGCGGUGCCAGAAAGGACGAGCUUUAUCUGGUGGCUGCUCUCCCUCUCGCCGGUGCUAUGUUCUUACUGUACUUAGCCGCAAGUCAUUAUCGUGCUAAUUAGUGGUGAUUGAUAAUUGGGUUAACAGCACUGGCGGCGCGCAGCUUCGUACCUAUGGUGAUUGCUCUAGACGGGGUCGCUUCUCGUUCUCGUUUCUUGCUGGGAUUGCGAGGAAACACGUGGCGCUUAGGAGAAGGAGGGGGAGGAGGAGGAGGACGAGGAGGACGAGGAGGAGGGGGAACAGGAGGAAUUGGAGGAGAGAGAGAGAGAGUAGGGCUUUGCUAACCUCGCUAGGGGAGAGAGGUAGGACAGGGGAGACUCGUCUCUCGUAAGGGCGAACACGUGUUUGAAUACGGAAGUAAGGAGACGGGCAAGAUGAGCGGCAACGAUAAAUCGUCCGUAACGAAGGAACAGAAUGAGAGGCACAAGAAGAUAUUGGAAGCUCUCUUAAAGCUCCCAGAGAACCGUUUUUGUGCAGACUGCGGAAGCAGGGCUCCAAGAUGGGCGAGUGUCAAUUUGGGUAUUUUUGUAUGCAUCCAAUGCUCUGGGAUUCACAGAAGCUUGGGAGUUCAUAUCUCCAAGGUGCGAUCUGCCACGCUGGACACAUGGCUGCCAGAGCAAGUGGAAUUCAUAAAGAAUAUGGGUAAUGUGAAGGCAAAUGAGUAUUGGGAAGCCGCCAUACCUCCUGGUUUCAGGAGACCUUCAGAGAAUGACCGGCAGGCAUUGGAGACCUUCAUUCGGCAAAAGUAUGAGAUAAAGCGCUUCAUUCCCAGAAGCCGCAGCCCUCCCAGUGAUGAACGUCGUGGGGCUGGCACUCGGCGAGGGUCAGCUGAGAGAGAUAGGGAUGGGGGCUCAAGGCGUCCAUCAGUGGAUAGGGAUAGGGAUGUGGACCCGAGGGAUAGAGAUCAUGAUCGCUUUAGGGAAUGGGAUCGUGACAGUGAAUAUGACAGAAGCUGGAAUCCUAGAUCUGGAGAUUAUGGGCGGGAUGUGCGGGAGCGUGACCGGGAUUAUGACCGGAGAGACCCGCAUGAUAGGGCUGCAGAGCACGGGCGGGAUGUGCGAGAGCGGGACCUCGAUCGGGCAGGGAGGGGCUCUCGAGAAAGAAGGUACAGCAAUGGGGAAGGGUUGCCUGGCAGAGGAGGUUAUCAGGGCGAUGACUACGAACGAAGAAGAUCGCAGCCAGAGGGAGACAGGUCCCCACUUGGGGGCAGGUCCCCACUUGGGGGCAGGUCUCCCCUUGGGGGGAGAUCGCCUAUUGGGGGAAGAUCCCCUGUUCGCGGGCAGUCCCCCACACAUAGAGAUGAGGUGGCGGAUGGCCCUUCAGGAAGAGGGGGUGGCACCCCAGUGCCAAGGAUGCCUGCUCCUCCAGGUGCGCCCAAUGCUGUAAAUAUGGUUAGAGCAGUACAAGCACCCUCUGUUGGGCCCCCACCUGCAUCAAAGCCCUCCGCUACGCAGUUGGCUGGGUUUGUUGACUUCUUGACACUGGACGAGGAUCCGCGGAAUGGUGGUUCUCAGGUGCAGAGUGAUGCCAAUGCCCGACCGGCGCUCGACAAUGUGGACUCUUGGGCUAGUUUCACAUCUGAAUUAAGCACAGCUUCAACUGGUGCCGAUGGAUCUGGGGGGCUGCUUUCCCCGCAGGCUAUUUCUGCAGCUCCAGGAAGCAGGCCCUUGAGUGCGGCGACUGACGCUCCGCAGAUAGCCGAUGGAGGGUUUGCUGGAUUUCAUCCAAGAGGCAGUUCAAGCGUUGCAGCAGACUUGGAAGAACUGUUUGCGACUACCCCCAGUGCUCCGGGCAAUGCCACGCAGGGGGACUCCACAGGCGCCAGCGCUGUCAAACCAACACAGAGUGGAACUACGGAAGCUGCACCUCCGAGACCUGCGGGGGACGUGAAGAAGAACAUUUUGGAUUUAUUUGACACUGGCCCGGUCUUUGUCCCUACGAUGGGUGGGAUGCAAAUGGCGAUGCCCCUUCCGAUGGCAAUGGCUGCUCCCGGAGUUUAUCCUCCACGAAUGCCAGGUUUUCCACCUAGCAGCCUUGGGAUGCAGAUGGGCUCGGGGCUGAUGUUCUCGCAGGGACAUUCAGGCGCGCAGGGGUUGAGCAGUUCUAAUGGAACAGGAAUUUCCUCCACGUUGUCAAGUUCACCAGUGAAAUCAACAAGUGGAUCAUCUGCUGGAGCUUCGUAUGACUUCUCGGCGCUUACAGCUGCCUCGUUUGGGAAGUAGUGCUGGCAAUGGUCGCAUUGACGUGUGGGUUUAUUCCAGAGAGGGAACUUCAAAAUGAGGAGGAGGAAGCUGUUAGAAGUGGAGGGCCGCAGGAGGGCUUAGCCGCGAGGAGUACCUACUGCUCUUGGACACUGUGAGCCUUGUCCGCUAGUCUUUUUGCCAUGUGCCUGUCAAUCUACCCCUUGCCGGCGUCAUUGAGGGACCCCUGUUUCGCGAUGCAGCUUCCCUGCCUCCGAUUAUUCCGAGUAGGCAGAGCUUAGAGGAACAUCUGCUCUGGGGGAUAUCAGACAGUCCCCUGUGCUCUUCUGCGUGCCGUCGGCAAAACCCGCCCUCACAGGAUUUUCCACCUUGCGUUGUUUGUGGGUGGUAACGCUGCCAGCGACAUGUUUUUUUUUUGUGCGAGGACGUGUAUGCGAUCGUGUGCAGCAGGUGCUAUUGUCGAUGUUAUCGUUUGGGGGCUGGUAGCUGCUGCCACUAGCCAAUGUGGCAGUGCAUGAGGUCAACGAAGUAGUGCCCAUAUGUGCAUAUGGUCUCUAGCUGCCGCCGAUUGGUGAUUCGUACGAGGAUGGGAUCUCUUGGUAAUGUGUGCAACAAGGCUGCCAUGUUUUAAUGUUUCGGGCACCGCUCAGAUGCGUGGUGCACUUGGCUGCACGUCUGCUAGCAGCUCCUUGUUGGCGAUGUCUAUUUCGAUGCAUACAUGUCUGCGUAGAUGUACGUGUAAACAUGUCUGUUUGAUGCUUCGCGCAUUCUCCCGGUUGUAAGAUGGCUAUACGUGCGUUUGUCCCAUUUCAUCAGAAUCUCCUGCCCGCCUGGGUUUUGAAGAAGUUUCCUCUUUUGGAACAGCAGCGGCAGCAGUCCGCCAGGCUCAGAUAACAAUUGUGUAGUCUGGUAGGACUGCCCUGCUCAGAUCGAGCAUAGCGCCAACGGGAAAGGCGAGGGGGGGGGAGAUUCGUGCUCGAGACUACGAGAACCUUUCAUCGAAACUGGUGGCCGUUAGGUGGAUGCAUUUAGAUGCUGUUGGAUGGAGAAUGUUUUGCAAGGGAUUGGUCGGCGCAGACGCUGGCAAAAGCGGAGCGGUGACACAGAAAGGUGGGCACGUUGCGGCGUCUCGCGAGAGAUGGUGGUGGUCGCGCGCGUGUGGUAGAAUUUGUUGGACGGAUGGCCGGGGGGCGCAAGUUCGUUGCAGGUUUUCGCAACUGUGGCUGGGCAGGCUGGGUAGCUUCCGAGGUCCAACGCUCCGAUGGUCGAGGAGGAAUGAGGGCGCGAAAGGAGGCCCAUCUGCCUGCCUCCUUCGCAAUGGGCGUUGUUUGAGAUGCUUUUGGAGUGGCAUGUGGGUGUGGAUGAAUUGGAAGCACGGACGAGGAGGCACAAGUUUGUUGCAGCCUUGCAGGAGGGGUUUACGGGGGGGUUAUGGGUAACGAAGGAGGGGCGUUCGUAGGAUCUAUUGCAUUCCACGUCGAGUCGGAAGGAGAAUGGCUUGGCGAGGAUGUGGUAGGUGGUUUGGUUCCCUCUGCCUUCGCGAUGGGCCUUAUCUGAGCACUCUGGAGGGGUUUACGGGGGGGGUUAUGGGUAACAAAGGAGGGGCGUUCGUAGGAUCCACUGCAUUCCACGUCGAGUCGGAAGGAGAAUGGCUUGGCGAGGAUGGGGUAGGUGGUGUUGGGUGAACGUCUGAUGACGCUGCUGCUGCCCAUGUGGACUGAAUCGGCGUCUGAUCGGGAGUGUAGCAGCUUGGUGUGUGUGUCGUCAUGUGCGGAAACUGGGAAACGGUGGAUAGAAGGGCAGGGGCUCAGUGGUCGGGUAUGCGUUUGGGUGGAGGCAAGUCGCUGCAAAAGCGUGAGUGAAUAAUGAAUGCUCUGUGAUGACAGAUGCAAGAGACUUCAUUGGUUUAGGCAGAAGUUCAGAAGAUGAGUGAUUGGCAGUGUGUUAGGGCGUACUCACUCUAGUAAACUGGUAUCUGGGCGUGUUUGCAGUCAGGUACAUCCAGGGCUGGCCGUAAAAGCGGUCAGACAAGGGGAUGUGGGCGUAAAGCCGGGCUGCGAAUCGUCCAGGGGAGUGCUAGUGUGAGUACGGCCUUUUAGAGUGUGAGAACAGGGAUUACGCCCUGUGUGUUUUUUUUCUUGUUGGAAGUGAAAUAGCUGUGUAUGAUGGUCCGAUCAGUAAUUAUUUGAUUGGUGCGAUCCACUUCUCUUCCAGGUGAAAUAAAUGCCAAUUCUUAUGGAAUCGUGUGAAAUGAUGGUCGUACGAAAAUGCGAUUAGCUCACCAACCAGCCCUUCUGCAUCGUCCUGAAAUUCAGGUUGAACCAGCCAGUCUGUACUGAUGGCUUGGCUGGUGGUGGUCCCCACAGGGUAUAUCGAGUAGUGCGAGCUCAGUUCCCGGCCAACUCGGCACGGGCGUCGACCGGAAUUCGGUCCCUUUGAAGAAUAAGCCAGCCCACAUGUGGAGGUAAGCAUUGAGCCUUUUUUGCGACAUAUAUGCGAAGUGGGGAAGGAAAUCUGAACGUAGUCUAUAUAUAGAUACUAGCACGGUGCGGCGAGAGGAAUGUACUCGGUGAGGAUGGCUGAACAGGUGCAAAUGUGUUUUGAGGAAAUUGGGGAUAUCUUCUUACGGAAAGCGAUCGAUCGAGAUUAUGAAUGGAUAUGGAAAGGGAUGGGAACAAAACGGGGAAGGAGGAGGGAGGGGAUGUGUCGCUUUUGAUGAUCGUUAGCUCGGUGCUGGAAGACAAUCGUUCAUCCUUCUUUGUCAGGAGGGUUGUUGCUGAUUUUGAGCCCUAAAAGA
Messenger RNA from Chara braunii, 5357 nucleotides. The record is from the annotation of a GenBank genome assembly. Lineage: Eukaryota; Viridiplantae; Streptophyta; Charophyceae; Charales; Characeae.